AGCGGAAGCGAAGCGGAAGAGAGAGGGAGAAGGAGGGGCGGGGUCGAGGCUUUGCUGCGCACUGAGUCUCUGCCUCACUCGGGACUGUCGCCGCCGCCGGAGCGGAGAGAAGCAAGCCGGGGACGGAAGCCCCGGAGGGUUGUUGCCGCCGCCGCCUUCGUUCCCACCGCCGCCAUGCCGCUCUUCGCCGCCAACCCGUUCGAGCAGGACGUGGAAAAGGCCACAAAUGAGUAUAACACUGCUGAAGACUGGGGUCUUAUUAUGGAUAUAUGUGACAAAGUUGGUAGCACACCUAAUGGAGCAAAAGACUGCCUUAAAGCCAUUUUGAAGAGAGUAAAUCACAAAAUACCCCACGUUGCUCUACAGGCACUGACUCUAUUAGGAGCCUGUGUUUCAAACUGUGGAAAGAUUUUCCACUUAGAAAUCUGCUCUCGUGACUUUGCCAGUGAAGUGCGUGUAAUCAUAAACAAGGCUCAUCCUAAAGUUUGUGAAAAAUUGAAAGCUUUAUUAGUGGAAUGGUCAGACGAAUUUCAGAAAGAUCCACAGUUUAGUCUCUUAUCAGCAACUAUUAAAUCCCUAAAGGAAGAAGGGGUUACGUUUCCUACAGCUGUGUCACAGGGUAUCUCAACUGCUGCCAAGAAUGGUGCCUCAUCGAACAAGAGCAAAGAAGAUGAAGAUAUAGCUAAAGCAAUUGAAUUAUCUUUGCAAGAACAAAAACAGCAGCAAACGGAAACAAAAUCUUUAUACCCAUCUGUAGAAGCACAGCAGAACAAUCAGAAAAUCUCAAGGAAGGUGCGAGCUUUGUAUGACUUUGAAGCUGUUGAGGACAAUGAACUCACCUUUAAGAGUGGCGACAUUAUUAUUGUUUUGGAUGACAGUGAUGCCAACUGGUGGAAAGGAGAAAAUCACAGAGGAGUAGGCUUGUUCCCCUCUAAUUUUGUGACUUCCAAUUUAAAUGAUGAGCUUGAGUCAGCAACAGCAGUGGAGAAACCCUCUUCUCCUGAAAAUACUACAGAGGAAAUCACAAAAGCUGAGCCUGAGCCAGUUUAUAUAGAUGAGGGUAAGAUGGAUAAGGCAUUGCACGUACUUCAGAGUAUAGAUCCGACGGAUCCUAAGCCUGAUUCUCCUGAUCUUCUGGAUUUAGAAGAUAUCUGUCAACAGAUGGGUCCCAUGAUAGAUGAAAAACUAGAAGAAAUUGAUAGGAAGCAUUCAGAGCUGUCUGAAUUAAAUGUUAAAGUGCUAGAAGCUCUGGAAUUGUACAACAAGCUAAUGAAUGAAGCUCCUAUGUAUUCCACAUACUCAAAGAUGCAUUCAUCCACGCACUAUCCACCCACAACAGCUGGUGUUCCAGUGCAGCCAUAUUCUCUACAUGCUCAUAGCGGGAACUAUUUGGUUCAUGGAGUUCCUCAAGGCUACAAUCCUGGGAGUGAUCAGAUUGGACAGCUGAGGUCCUUACCUCCAAAUAUAAAUUCUUCAGUAGCAUCUCAGCCAGCUUAUUUAAGCACUGGUCUAGAUUCUGUGUCCAGCCCUGCUUAUGUGAACCAGAAUUCUUGCCUGCCACCAGCCAGAACGGUCCCUUAUACCCAACCAAUGAGCCUGCCUAUGGAUAUGCUAGCCUACCAGAACACUCCUUCUAGUUUGCCUCAAGGAACAUGCUAUCCAGCAGUUCCAGUUCAUUCACUUCCACAGCAACAAACAAAUUACCAUCAACAGCCUCUCCUGUGAAAAUGCAGAGUCUGUUCCCGAAAACGGUCUCUGAUGUUGCUGACCCUUGUCAUUUAAAUUGCCCUUCAUUGAUCUAAAAGGAUACUUCUGCUCAAGGGAAAAGACAACCAAGCAAUUUCAAAGCAAAACUUAAUUCAAGUUUAACUGUUUUCUCUGCAUAACUGUUGAAACAAGGUGAGCUGCUAAUGCGGGGGGGGGGGGGGGUUUGUAAAGAGAAAGCCUUCAAACCUUGGCUUGUGUAGUGUUCUGUCUACCCUUCUCCCUAUUUACAAUGAAGCCUCCAUAAAAGUAACUUUCCCUUUCAUAAGUGGAGAGAGUGGAAAGCAAGUUUAUAUAUGCAGCUUUUCCUGUUGUUCUUUCCAGACUUUAUUAAUGCUGUUGUUUUUAUGGAACCUUUAAAUUUCGAAUGCUGUCUUGAAACUCAAUUUAUAUAGAUAAUUUGCUUUCCCUGGUUUGCACCCUCUGCUAGAUCAUCUUAACAGAUUGCUUUUUUAUGAUUGUACAAUAAAGCCGUUGUGAACUUGGGAGAAGGAAAGCCUGACUGACAGUGGAAGUUAAUGGCCUUCUGGAUUUGCCAGCUUGGAUUGUUCGUUUUUCAUUUGUCAGAAAACUAGCUCUGUUUAUUCUGCGGAGUCCUCCUUAUUCCCAGUCUAAAGGAAAAGAGGGUUUUAGGGA
Molecule: messenger RNA, 2400 nt
Organism: Eublepharis macularius
Lineage: Eukaryota; Metazoa; Chordata; Lepidosauria; Squamata; Eublepharidae
Gene: STAM2
Product: signal transducing adaptor molecule 2
Exons: 14
Coding region: 175-1725 (516 amino acids)
Biological process (GO): signal transduction
Cellular component (GO): endocytic vesicle
Molecular function (GO): ubiquitin binding; phosphatidylinositol binding
Source: RefSeq, a predicted model, not a curated record